Etheostoma cragini (Arkansas darter) is the source of this 789-nucleotide messenger RNA. It is a transcript of the gene birc5a, whose product is annotated as baculoviral IAP repeat containing 5a. The record is from RefSeq and is a predicted model, not a curated record. NCBI's taxonomy places the organism in Eukaryota, Metazoa, Chordata, Actinopteri, Perciformes, Percidae. The coding region runs from base 173 to 601 and encodes 142 amino acids. The transcript is spliced from 4 exons.
GAUCCACGAAGAAGAAAAUACGGGACGCUCGUGAUCUUCAUCCACCAAUCAAAACAGUCGAAAUGAACAUCGCCAAAAUUUGAAAACACCCUUUAGCUCGGUGGCUUUAAGGUGGUGGUGACACACUGGUUCAAGCUAACGCCAUUUACGUUUGGUUUUAACGCUAAAUACAAUGGAACUAUUCAAAGAAGAAGAUAUUAAAAUGUAUUUUUAUGAGAAUAGACUGAAAACGUUCGAGGGGUGGCCCUUCGACGAAGGCUGUUCUUGCACCCCGGAAAACAUGGCCAAAGCUGGCUUCAUUCACACUCCCUCAGACAACUGCCCAGACAUCGCCAUGUGUUUCUUCUGCCUCAAAGAGCUGGAGGGCUGGGAGCCACAGGACGACCCGGAAAAGGAGCACAAAUCUCAUUCACCAUCCUGCCAAUUCAUCGCCCUGAAGAAGAAAGUAGAAGAGCUGACUGUGGAGGAAUUCUUAAAACUACAGAAGGAGAGGCAGAAGUUCAUCAUUAACAAAUCCUGUAACGAGAGCAUCAGCAAGUUUGAAGAGGCAGCAAAACUGAGAAGAGCCGAUAUAAUCAAGACAGCCAUGGGCGAAGAGUGACACUAUGUGCAGAUGAAUGAAGUGGGCGCUGUGUGAAAGAUGUAUUGUUGCUGGCUGACUGACUGGUUUCUCUCUCUGGACUUAUUUCCUUGUUUCCUUCAUGUCUUCUUUGUAACACUGUAUAUCUGUCAUCUUUACUGUUUCACUUUAUAUAUGUUUUUUAUUCAUUAAAGUACUAAGUCUGGUUA